Molecule: messenger RNA, 4972 nt
Organism: Theobroma umbraticum
Lineage: Eukaryota; Viridiplantae; Streptophyta; Magnoliopsida; Malvales; Malvaceae
Source: RefSeq, a predicted model, not a curated record
ACCACGCUUAUACUUACAGCUAUUACUCACUUCCUUAGCGGAGCUUUAAGAAAUUCCAUGUCUCUCUCUCUUCUUUUCUCUGUUCAAAUGUAGAAAUUAACCCCAAAAAGAGAAAAAGGAAAAACACUGAAUCAAGAAAAAAGCUUCAGUCAAUAUUGGAAUAAUUUUUUUAAAAAAUUGGAGUUUAGUUCAGCGACGGUUGUACGUGGAUUUGGUGCGAAUAAAAUUCCGAUGACAACGACUUUCAGUCCGGGUCGGAGCCCGGGGAGUUCGAGGCUUCAGUUAGGAGCAGCCAGUGGAGUGUCGAGGCUUAGAUCUUCGUCGCUUAAGAAGCCGCCGGAGCCUUUGCGUAGGGCAGUGGCGGAUUGUCUCUCGUCCUCGUCGUCUUCUUUUUUGUCGCCGGCGACGGUGGCUGGAGGAGUUAGCUCGUAUCAUCAUGGGAGUCCUUCUUUGGUUUUAUCUGAAGCUUCUAGGACGCUUCGGGACUAUCUGGCAGCACCCUCAACAACUGACCAGGCUUACAUUGUUAUCUUAGAGCAUACAAUUGCAGAGAGAGAACGCAGCCCAGCUGUAGUUGGAAGGUGUGUGGCUCUCCUGAAGCGAUACCUUUUACGAUAUAAGCCCAGCGAGGAGACAUUGCUGCAAAUAGAUCGGUUUUGUGUUAACAUCAUUGCUGAAUGUGACAAUAGCCCAAAUAGAAGAUUGUCACCAUGGUCACAAUCAUUAAAUCAACAAUCUGGUUCAUCGACAACAUCAACAUCAUCGGCAAGUGCUUCUCCUUCGUUGCCUGUAUCUAGUUUUGCUUCUGUGGCACUUGUAAAGUCAUUGAAUUAUGUGAGAUCCCUAGUGGCUCAAUAUAUUCCAAAGCGGUCAUUCCAGCCAGCAGCUUUUGCUGGAGCAACCUUGGCAUCAAGACAAUUGCUUCCUACGUUGUCAUCUUUGUUGAGUAGAUCCUUCAAUUCCCAGCUAUGCCCUGUGAAUGGUGGAGAAUCUUCAGAGAAGAAAGAUGCUUCAACUUUAUCUGUUUCAAACUUGUUAAACAUUGAGGAAGCUGAUGGAUUAGAGAAUCCUGAAUACAUUGCGAAUGAUGUUUUAAAAUGGCGCUGGCUUGGGGAUCAUCCGUCAUCAUUAUUAUUUUCUGAAAGCAGUGACCGAUCUGUGAAUGUUCAAGACAUGAGAAGACGUAAUUUCUUGGAAGUAGGAGCAGCUGCUCUACUUGUUGGAGACAUGGAAGCUAAAAUGAAGGGCCAGCCCUGGAAAUAUUUUGGCACUGCUGAUAUGCCUUAUCUUGAUCAACUGUUACAGCCCUCAUCAGUCACAACAAUUGCCAAGUCUGCCUCUGCUCGCUCCCACUUGAGAGCAAUAACAGCAUUGAAACGCAGUAAAGGAGGACCUCGCAAAAUUUGGGAUGAUUCCCCAGCGAGCACAUUCUGCCCACGUGCCCGGCCACUUUUCCAGUAUCGUCACUACAGUGAACAACAGCCAUUGCGAUUAAAUCCUGCUGAGGUAUGCGAGGUUAUUGCUGCUGUCUGCUCUGAGACAUCUUCGACAAAUACCAAUACCAUGACAGUAUCAUCUAGAUUAAGUAAUAACAGUGGAAAGCCGUCCAUGGAUGUGGCUGUGAGCGUCCUUAUUAAGCUGGUUAUUGACAUGUAUGUCUUGGAUUCUGGAACUGCUGCUCCUCUCACUCUGUCUAUGCUUGAGGAGAUGCUUAGUUCCCCAAGAACAGCUUGUAGGGUGCGUGCUUUUGAUUUAAUUCUAAACCUUGCUGUCCAUGCUCACUUGUUGGAGCCCAUGAUAAUUGAUGAUAAUUCUGCAAUUGAAGAAGAAUAUUCUCAAGAAUUACUUUUAAAUAGUGAAGAUCAGCUUACCACAGGGAUAAGGAAAAUAGAUUCUGCCAAGAAGUUGGGCACAUCCUCAGCCAUUGAUAAAUUUGAGUCUUGGAUUUUAAACAUUUUAUAUGAGAUACUUCUUCUUCUUGUUCAGACUGAAGAGAAGGAAGAGUCUGUCUGGGCUUCUGCCCUAAGCUGUUUACUAUAUUUUGUUUGUGAUAGAGGCAAAAUCUGGAGAAACCGAUUAAAAGGACUUGACAUUAGGGUUGUCAAGGCACUAAUAGAGACUAGCCGGGUAAAUUCCUGGGCUGAACUUGUUCAUUGCAAGCUUCUUUGUAUCCUAACAAACAUGUUUUAUCAAGUACCCAAUGAAUCUACUCCAGCUGCCAUGAGCACAGCAAGCUUUCUUGUUGACCAGGUUGACCUGAUUGGAGGAAUUGAUUUUAUCUUCAUUGAGUAUUCAUUGUCAACCUCAAGGGAAGAAAGAAAACAUCUAUAUUUGGUGCUUUUUGACUAUGUUUUGCAUCAAAUAAAUGAAGCAUGCAUAUCAAUGGGAGUUUCUGAGUAUACUGAUGAUGAGAUUCAACCUCUUGCUACACUGCUUGCUUUGGCUGAUGCACCUGAAGCUUUUUAUAUCUCUGUUAAGCUGGGGGUGGAAGGCAUUGGGGAACUUUUGAGAAGAUCAAUUUCUGCUGCAUUGUCUAGAUACCCUAACAGUGAGCGAUUAAACACGCUGUUGCAAAAUAUUACAGAGAAAUUGGAUACAAUAAUAAGUUCAUUUACUCAUUUGGACAAAGAGUUCUUGCAACUGAAACAGAUAACAAAAUCCUACAAGUUCAUGGAUAGUAUUGAGGAUUCAUCCCUGCGAAAUGGUGUUGGAACGAAAGCAAAGCUUGCUUGGGCCAUUUUACAUUCUCUUCUUCAUUCGGAUAGAAUCUCUUACCACCACAAUGGAUAUAUCUGGUUAGGAGAUCUGCUUAUUACUGAAAUAAGUGAGUCAAGGGAUGGGAGUAUAUGGUCUAAUGUCAAGAGCUUGCAGAAUAAAAUUACUUAUGCUGGUGUUCAUGAUUCCUCUGUUCCUUCCGACGUACCUUUGUCUAUUUGGCUGAUGUGUGGCCUUUUGAAGUCAAAGAACAACAUUAUUAGAUGGGGCUUCCUAGUUAUUCUGGAGAGGCUUCUCAUGCGGUGCAAAUUUUUGUUAGACGAGAGUGAAAUGCAACAGUCAAGCAACAGUGAUGUUGGACCUGAUCAUAGAGAUUCACGACUCGAGAAAGCAAAUGCAGUGAUAGACAUCAUGAGCAGUGCUUUGUCCUUGGUAGCUCAAAUAAAUGAAACAGACCGCAUGAAUAUUUUAAAGAUGUGUGACAUUCUAUUCUCUCAACUGUGCUUGAAAGUUCCCCCCUCAACUGUGAUGCCAUUUGGAGAAGGAAUACAGCAGACUAAAGUUUUCACUCGCUCAGAUGAAAUUAGAAAAACUAAUACUGCUGAGCGUAUAUCUCCACAAGCAAGCUGUCGCUGGGAUGAAUUAAUGGAGGAAACUGAUAGCAAAUCAGGCUACAGUGUUAGUUGUCCUCCGAUACGUGAGACAGCUUCUAUGGCUGCCCUACUACUCCGAGGACAAGCCAUUGUGCCAAUGCAAUUAGUUGCCCGUGUUCCAGCUGCUCUGUUUUAUUGGCCAUUGAUUCAACUUGCAGGUGCAGCAGCUGACAACAUUGCACUAGGGGUUGCUGUUGGAAGCAAAGGAAGAGGGAACCUUCCUGGUGCUACUUCUGAUAUUCGCGCAACCCUUCUUUUGCUUCUAAUUGGUAAAUGUACUGCAGAUCCUACAGCCUUUCAGGAAGUUGGUGGAGAAGAAUUUUUUAGGGAACUUUUGGAUGAUACUGAUUCUCGGGUGGCAUAUUACUCUUCAGCUUUUCUAUUGAAGAGAAUGAUGACUGAAAAACCAGAAAAGUAUCAACACAUGCUACAAAAGCUUGUCUUCAAAGCUCAACAGAGUAACAACGAAAAGCUGCUUGAGAAUCCAUAUCUUCAGAUGCGUGGGAUAUUUCAGCUGUCAAAUGAUCUUUGAGCUUGGUUGUAUUUGAUGAUUCUUCUCCACAAAGUUUAAUUUACCUUCUGGCUGGAGGCACUGCAGUGAUCAUUAACAUGACUUCUUUUGCUCAUAAGUUUUCAACCCUGGCAACAUUUGGCCUGAGUUUGGGAGACCAUCUUGAUGUAUGCUUGAUAUUGUGAGCCUUCAUAAGAUAGUCUGGAAUCCUAAAAGUAGUUCAGAGCAGCUAAAUUAUUGAAUUUAGGCCAAGAGUGUGAGUUCCAAGCCUGGCUCCCUUCCAAUCUAGAAAGAAUUAAAAUAUUGAGCUAUAUGACAUUGGAUGACAGUGUAAAUUCUUUGCUUGCUGCUAUAUAUGUUUCCAGAUCUGCAGUGGAGAAAUAGAGAAGGUGAGACUUUCAAUGAAUGCCAGGAAUAAAAUGGAAUGACUGGAGUAUUGAUUCUUCUGCCUUUUGUUCUGCUGCUGGAAUAUGUAUAUCAUGGCAGUGAACAUCUCUUCAGAUUCUUGUGCUGGACACACCAAAGAAUUUCCGGGCUACUACAGGAGACUCUUUUCUUUGUACAGAACUAGAUUUUCCCGUAUCUUUCCAAACUUUUUUUAGCAAUUCAUGAGCGCGAGUCAAUGUUGGCUACUUUUUAAAGGCCAUCCAUAGUAGUAAUAAAAAAAACCUCAAAGUUUUAACUCAUAGAGGUUCAUUACCUUGAUCGCGAUUAGAACAAAGGAUCCUUUAUUUUCAAUAGCUAGAGCCUUCGAGGCUCUUCAAUUUCCAUUAAUAGGGGUAUCAGUUAUCACCUUGGGUGUCUGUUUUUAAGGGGCAUAUCCAAGGUGUACCUGAUAGUGUUCAUUUACAUUAUUUUGACAGUGUAAAUAUUGUGAAUUUGACUCUUAUUUUUGGCCUGCCUCUGACUAAUUGCAACUGUUGUAAUAUGGCUGCUGAGAAUUUUGCUUCAUGUAUAAGUUUUGGCUGUUUGAUUUUUGAGUAAAAGAAAUUUUGGCUUAGCUUCUCAGACUUGUAUAUCUUUUUCAACUUAGCUUCAUACUCUCUUUGUGUAAGAUUUCUUCUUAAUAAAGAAAGGAAUUUUGUCUGCCAUC